AUGGUGUACCAUCAAGCUCAAACUCCGCUGGCAACGCCACCCUUCACCGGCAACGCCACCUCCUACACGGCCGCCGACACCUGCACCGGCACCGACUCCGCCGGCAACGCCACCGUGAGCAGCUCCGCCGACACCAGCUCCUGCACCGACCCCGCCAGCAACGCCACCGCCGACGUGACCGCCGACUCCAGCUCCACCGGCAACGCCACCUCCUACACGGCCGCCGACACCUGCACCGGCACCGACUCCGCCGGCAACGCCACCUGUUUUCACCUGCUGCGUUUGUCGUCGGAGACGGCGUCGCACAAGGAGUUGGGGGUGGAGUAG
Molecule: messenger RNA, 327 nt
Organism: Phytophthora sojae
Lineage: Eukaryota; Oomycota; Peronosporomycetes; Peronosporales; Peronosporaceae
Exons: 3
Coding region: 1-327 (108 amino acids)
Source: RefSeq, a predicted model, not a curated record